Parasteatoda tepidariorum (common house spider) is the source of this 2595-nucleotide messenger RNA. RefSeq names its product Leucine-rich-repeats and calponin homology domain protein (gene Lrch). NCBI's taxonomy places the organism in Eukaryota, Metazoa, Arthropoda, Arachnida, Araneae, Theridiidae. Gene Ontology annotation, molecular function: protein binding. Gene Ontology annotation, cellular component: cytoplasm. The record is from RefSeq and is a predicted model, not a curated record.
UGAAUGAAACUAUUGUACUAGAAGUGAUUCAUAUUUAUCCUUAAUAGUUGUUGAUUGACAUUUAACUAUAUUGUUGAUUUAUUUAAAACGCCAGAGAGAGCCAACUAAUUAUACUGAAAGCAAAUCAUAUACACUGCAUUUGACAUAAUUUACUACUUUAAAUUUUGCUAAUAAUGCUUUGCUAAGUGGUCGAUAGGUAAAGAAUCGGUACUUCUGUCACUUGAGUUAGUAACGCAAGUAAAACAUAUACAAUUUAAGAUAUUUGAAUCAAAAUGUUAUAUAAUCAAUUUACAUUUCUCCAAAAAUGAAUUGUGUUCUUCUACAUAAUCUGGAUAGCAAUGAACCAGUUUAUGGAAUGUCGUUGUAUUAGUGAUACUUGCAGCAUCGUAAGAAAUGAUAGCGUUUCUUUUCAAUUAUGGCAUUUUCAAACUCUAUUCUAAGUAGUCCUGGAGCUUCUUUACGGAACAUAGAUAGAAUAUUUGAAGAUGCGCAAUUGAAAGGGAAACUAGAACUAAACUGUAGGAAACUAAAAGAGUUUCCGAAAAUAGCUUGUAAAUAUGAUUUAUCUGACGUUGUCUCUGCAGAUUUAUCGAAAAAUCGCCUUGGUGAAUUGCCUGAGGAAAUUUGCUCAUUGUCUCUUCUAGAGGAAUUAAAGUGCUACAAUAAUGUGAUACGUUCCGUUCCAGAGGUUGUCAUCAAUCUUCAGUCAUUAACAUACAUAGAUUUAAGCCGUAAUCAACUUACAGUUAUACCAGUUGCACUAUGCCAUCUUCCAUUGCAAGUCUGUAAUUUGAGAAACAACCGUUUAGUAUCUAUUCCAGAAGAAAUAUCGUCAAUGAAAUGCUUAAGAGACUUGGAUGUUAGUUGCAACGAAAUAACUAUAAUCCCUCCUCAGUUGGGCCAUGUUCAAACUCUGCAAAAGCUCAAUUUAAAAAGAAAUUUACUUUUGGAAAUACCCCUUGAGCUAUGUCAGCUGAGGUUGAUCUUUUUAGACAUUUCUGCCAACAGGAUUUCUACCAUACCCACACAAAUGCGUUACAUGACUUCUUUGCAAGAUUUAAUUUUAGAUCAUAACCCAAUGACAUUCCCUCCAGCUGUGCUUUGCAAAAGAGGAAGAAUUCAUGUUUUCAAGUUCCUUGAAAUCCAAGCUAUCAAAGAAGAUAAGCGUGGAAUAGUUUUAGAAACAGAAUUCCAAAAAUACAGAAGUCCUUCCAUUUUAUCUGAUUCAAGGUUUCAGAACGGCUUUACUUCUGGUAGUUGUAGAAAAAGUUAUACAUUUGAUUCAGGCUACAGCACAUCAGAUGGUGACUGCAGAUCUCAAGAAUCUCAAGAUCUCACUCUUGGCUUCAAAAAAUACUCAGCCGAAUCUCCUAGAUGGGAAAAUGUUGGAAGUUUGGCUGUUAGAAAUCAAAACACAAACACCUUAUUUAAUUAUAUCCCAGUAAAUGGAGAUGAUGGUAAAUUUUCUGAAGAAAAUAGUUCUGAUCCUGUCUCCACUGUCCAAACUUUCAAGGAAUAUAAGGAAGCUUUAAAGAAGAAAAGAGAAUCGGAAACUACAAAUAUCUACAAAAAAACACCUCCGGAAGAAAAUGGAGUUGAGCUUUCUCCCAAGCUUCCAAUAUCGAAAACAAAAACAUCUGUAGCUUCCAAGCAAGUUCUUCGCAGAAACGAAAAUGCUGCUCCACUGUCUGAAGAUGGAUCCAAAGGAAACAACAAUUCCCUAGUCAAUCAAUGGCAUUCAGAGUCAGUGGUGCAACCAGAUAGUCCUGGGGAAAAUAUGCCAAAGAUGACUUAUUCCCCAAACAAUGAUAGUCGAAAAAAAAUGAACUCAGCAGAUAAAAUAUUUAGUCAGGAAGAUAAAGGCUCUCCAUCUUUGAGUAAUGACAAUUCUCAAAGUAACUUUACAUGGCCAAAAACAACUACUACUCCUCCUAAGCCUUUGAAAUCCAGUUUCACAAUGAAAAGAGAAUUUGACAAGGCUAGAGAAGAACAAGAGCUAAUAUCCAGAUUACGAGAGAUACUAGAAUGUAGGCUAAAACUGAAACUUCCUGAUGAUCUAGAGUCUGCAUUAAAUGAUGGUGUGUUCCUGUGUCAUCUAGCAAAUAAUAUUAAAGCUAAUUCUGUUACAUGUAUUCAUGUGCCUUCUCCUGCAGUGCCUAAGUUGACUGUUGCCAAGUGCAGAAGGAACGCAGAUAAUUUUUUAGAGGCUUGCAGGCGUUUAGGGGUGCCAAAUGCAGAACUUCAAAGUUGGGCAGAAUCCUUUCUUGAAACACAAGCUGCUUCCUUGAAAAAUACCAAAGAAAUGCCUAAUUUGGCUGCUUCCUCAACGAGUCAAGUCAUUUUAUCCUAUUUUUUGCUUACUGUCUUGAUUGGCACUGCUUUUUUCCUUUACACUUUUCCUUCACCCGACUGAAAACAAAGUGGCAACUAUUUUUUUAUAAUUCGCUACAACUAAAUCAAACAAAUUAUGCAGAAUUAUAUAUAUAUACAUAUAUAUUUACUCCUUUUAUGUAUUGCAAAUAUAUUAAAUUCCUAUUUAUGAAACAGAGGUUGUCUCAUUUAUUCAUGCUGCUCAAUAUAGUUACUGCACACACC